CCCACCCGUAGACCCUCGCCGCCUCCCACACCAUGUACGGCGUCGGCGGCGGCGGGUUCAACGCGCCGUCCACAGCCUCCGGCAAGCGCAAAAACCAGGAGGAUGACGAGGAGGACGAGGAGGAGGAGACCGGCGACGGCCGCGUCCUCGAGGCCUGGGAGCGCGCCUACGCGGACGACCGGUCGUGGGAGGCGCUGCAGGAGGACGAGUCAGGCCUGCUCCGCCCCAUCGACACCAAGAACCUCGUCCACUCCCAGUACCGGCGGCGCCUCCUGCUGCGCUCCGCGGCCGCCGCGGCCCGCAUCCAGAAGGGCCUCAUCCGCUACCUCUACAUCGUCAUCGACCUCUCCAGGGCAGCUUCGGAAAUGGACUACCGUCCUAGUCGAAUGGCCGUUGUUGCAAAGUGUGCUGAGGCAUUCAUAAGAGAGUUCUUUGAUCAGAAUCCUCUAAGUCAUGUUGGACUAGUGACAAUUAAAGAUGGCAUUUCUCAUCGCCUUACGGAUAUUGGUGGGAGUCCAGAGUCACAAAUCAUGGCGUUGAUGGGGAAGCUUGAGUGUUCUGGUGAUUCAUCUCUCCAGAAUGCUCUAGAACUUGUGCAUGGUUAUUUGAACCAAAUCCCGUCAUAUGGCCACAAAGAAGUAUUGUUUUUGUACUCUGCCCUUAAUACAUGUGAUCCUGGUGAUGUAAUGGAGACUAUAGAAAAAUGCAAGAAAUCUAAAGUUCGAUGCUCAGUUAUUGGGCUUGCCGCAGAAAUUUUCAUUUGCAAGCAUCUCUGUGAAGAGACUGGUGGGUCCUACACAGUCGCAUUGGAUGAGUCCCACUUCAAGGAAUUGCUUCUGGAACACGCUCCACCACCACCUGCAAUUGCUGAAUAUGCUGCAGCUAACUUGAUCAAGAUGGGUUUUCCACAGAGGGGAGCGGAGGAUCUUAUCUCCAUCUGCUCUUGUCAUAAGAAAGUUAAGUCCGGGGCUGAAGGCUACAUAUGCCCUAGAUGCAAAGUUAAUGUGUGCGAGCUUCCAACUGAGUGUCGAACAUGUGGUUUAACACUUGUCAGUUCUCCACAUCUGGCGCGGUCGUAUCACCAUCUAUUCCCUGUAGCUCCAUUUGAUGAGGUGACGUUCAAAUUGGGUCAAAAGGGAGGACAAAAUUGUUACGGCUGCCAGCAGAGCCUCAUUAACUCCGCUAGCCAAUCUAAUUUGCAUGUAUGCUGUCCAAAAUGCAAGCAGCACUUCUGCUUUGACUGUGACAUCUACAUCCAUGAGAGCUUGCACAAUUGCCCUGGUUGCGAGAGUCAGCGCAGUUUGCCUUGAUAGAGAUGCCAAUUGUGUGCAUUAUGCAGGUGUUGAUCUUUUUUUUUUGGUCAGAGAGCUGCUCAUUCUUGUAAAGCUUUCUCGCACAGCUAUCUCAAACAGUGUGCAGAUAACACCAGCCAUCCAUUUUGUUGACGCCUCUUGUUAGAUUGAGCUAGCUAGUUAAGCUCCAGAUACAGUUUUAGAGGCUGAGUUGGUGAGAUGUUGACAAAUGUACAACGUGAACGGGAUCCUGUAGUUCUUGCUGUUUUUUU
Molecule: messenger RNA, 1564 nt
Organism: Lolium rigidum
Lineage: Eukaryota; Viridiplantae; Streptophyta; Magnoliopsida; Poales; Poaceae
Product: general transcription factor IIH subunit 2
Exons: 4
Coding region: 33-1310 (425 amino acids)
Biological process (GO): regulation of transcription by RNA polymerase II; DNA-templated transcription; nucleotide-excision repair
Cellular component (GO): transcription factor TFIIH core complex; transcription factor TFIIH holo complex
Molecular function (GO): zinc ion binding
Source: RefSeq, a predicted model, not a curated record